Molecule: messenger RNA, 864 nt
Organism: Sipha flava (yellow sugarcane aphid)
Lineage: Eukaryota; Metazoa; Arthropoda; Insecta; Hemiptera; Aphididae
Exons: 1
Coding region: 1-864 (287 amino acids)
Molecular function (GO): RNA-DNA hybrid ribonuclease activity; nucleic acid binding
Source: RefSeq, a predicted model, not a curated record
AUGGACAAUAGAUUCAGAAAUCUGGCAUAUUCAAUAUUGGAAGACUACCAGGAUCACACAAAAUUUUAUACCGAUGGAUCUAAAACUGAAACAGGAGUAGGGGCAUCGGUAUACUACAACAAUGUAAUAAAAAUGAUCAAACUCCCUAAUUUCUGCUCCAUUUUCACAGCUGAAGCUCUUGCGAUCUCACACGCACUUGAGAUAGUUAAACAACAAAAGAUAGACCAAGCACUAAUACUAAGUGACUCUCUUAGCGCUCUAAAGAGCAUCUUAAAUACAAAACAACCUAACACCAUAUCCAGAAUAAUCCAAAAUCAGAUCUCUCUACUAAAUAUUAAUAAUCAAAUCAUUACGCUGCUAUGGAUCCCCAGCCACGUUGGAAUACCAGGCAACGAGACAACAGACAUCUAUGCCAAAAGAGCCAUAACUUCCCCUGAUGCCAUCUCUGUCCAAACAUGUUCUCUGAGUGACAUCAAGGGCGUCAUACAGGCCCUGACACUGGAAAAGUGGCAAUAUCGUUGGGCUUCUUCACAAACAAAACUAAACGAAAUAAAACUCUCCAUUAACCCUUGGCCAACUUACCUCACCAAUAGACGUCAUGAAGUAAUAAUCAAUAGACUUAGAAUCGGACACACCUGGCUUACACAUCGCCAUCUCAUGAGACGAGAAGACCCAGACUUAUGUACAACUUGUGGGGAAGCUCUAACUGUCAAACAUAUCCUCCUAUACUGUCGAAACUACGCAGACACCAGAACAGCCCUAAGUAUACCUGAGCAUCUAUAUGAAACACUUGGACCCGAUCAUGAAAAUACUGUUAAAAUCAUAAAGUUCCUUAAAAUAACCAAAUUGUAUAAUCUUAUCUGA